Salvia splendens (bonfire salvia) is the source of this 809-nucleotide messenger RNA. RefSeq lists its product as uncharacterized. The transcript has 3 exons. Lineage: Eukaryota; Viridiplantae; Streptophyta; Magnoliopsida; Lamiales; Lamiaceae. The record is from RefSeq and is a predicted model, not a curated record. The coding region runs from base 157 to 663 and encodes 168 amino acids.
CCUCCAUUAAUUUCUACCGGUCCAUCGCUUCUCCCUUGUUCUUAUCAAUCUAUUUCUCUCAUUUGAUUAUUUCCCCAAAAUCUUCAUUUGAUUUGAUUAAGAUUUUGGGUUGAACAAAAUUAAGAAUUUAGAAAUUAAUUAAUAUUUUUGUUGAAGAUGAAGGAUAACAAGGGAAACCCAUUACGUCUCUCUUCUUUGAAUCAUAUCUCCCACGUUUGCAAAUCAGUUGAAGAAUCUGCUGAUUUUUAUCAGAAUGUUCUUGGCUUUGUGCCAGUUAGAAGGCCUGGUUCAUUUGAUUUUGAUGGCGCAUGGCUGUUUGGUCACGGGAUUGGGAUACAUCUGCUGCAAUCAGAUGAUCCACAAAAAAUGCCCAAGAAAACUGUGAUUAAUCCCAAAGAUAAUCAUAUUUCUUUUCAGUGCGAGAACAUGGCGAUGGUGGAGAAGAAGCUAGUAGAAAUGGGGAUUGAUCUGGUGCGGCAGAGAGUAGAGGAAGGCGGGGUGUACGUGGACCAGCUAUUCUUCCACGAUCCGGAUGGGUUCAUGAUCGAGAUAUGCAAUUGCGACAACAUCCCGAUGGUACCAUUGGCUGGGGAAGUAGUACGCUCGUGCUCGAGGAUCAAUCUGGAGCCGCAGCAGAUCCAUCUCCCCGUGGUACAACCGUAGGAAGCUGGGGGUUGUUUGGACUUGUACGUCAUAACAACACUAGAAAUUCGAUUUGGCCAACUCUAUUUUUUUUGUCUGCUUGUUAUCUUCUUCACUUUGUUCUUGUCGUAAUAAGAUGCUUUAACCGUUUGGGAAUUCCAUUUUAA